CCUCUAUGGGCUGAUUUUACCAAGUCUCGCUCGAGAGCCUUUGAGAGAAGAGUUUGUGUUUCUUAAGGAAAAAAAAACACUUUUUUUUUUUUGUUUCUUCUUCUUCUUCGUCUUCUUCUUCCAAUUCUCCAAACGCCAUCACGCCUUUGGAAAAAGGCUGCUCUUUUUUGUUUGUCCUUCUUGACUCUUAAAUUAAAUUUUGCUCAUAAUUUCCAAAUUUGUGCUAAAAACUUUCGACUUUCUAGAUCAAUCCGAUUCCCAAAUCUCGUUAUUCACUCCCGCCCCCAACGAGCGAUUCUAGGGUUUCUCUCUGUGUGUUUUGGGUUGCUGAAUCACCUUGUUACUAUCAUCGAUUUCAUCUGAAGUUGAGAUUUUUAAAGGCUUUCAGAAUAAUUUGAAAUGCACCGGGUUGGAAGUGCCGGCAGUAAUGGCGGUUCUGUUCGCACUCGCAAAGAGAAAAAGCUUACUUAUGUGUUAAAUGAUGCCAACGAUACAAAGCAUUGUGCUGGCAUAAAUUGCUUGGAUGUGUUGAAGUCGUCUGUUUCUAAUGAUCAAAGCUACCUCUUCACUGGAAGUCGUGAUGGUACACUCAAGAGAUGGGCAUUUGACGAGGAUGCGACCUUCUGCUCAGCUACAUUUGAGUCUCAUGUUGACUGGGUGAACGACGCUGCUCUGGCUGGUGAGAGCACUCUUGUUUCUUGUUCUUCAGACACUACGGUCAAGACAUGGGACGGUUUAUCAGAUGGAGUCUGUACGAGGACUCUCCGUCAGCAUUCUGACUAUGUUACUUGUUUGGCAGUUGCGGCAAAAAAUAAUAAUGUUGUUGCAUCUGGUGGCCUUGGUGGGGAGGUUUUUAUAUGGGAUAUUGAAGCUGCUUUGUCACCAGUUACCAAACCUAAUGACGCUAAUGAAGAUAGUUCUUCAAAUGGUGCAAAUGGUCCUGUUACAAGUUUAAGAACUGUUGGUUCAAGCAACAAUAUCUCUGUGCAGUCAUCUCCAUCUCAUGGGUACACACCAACAAUUGCGAAAGGCCAUAAGGAGUCUGUGUAUGCUUUGGCGAUGAAUGAUACCGGAACGAUGCUCGUUUCUGGUGGAACAGAAAAGGUUUUACGUGUCUGGGACCCUAGAACCGGUUCAAAGAGUAUGAAGCUGAGAGGGCAUACAGAUAAUGUUAGAGUGCUGCUUCUGGACUCAACUGGCAGGUUUUGCUUGUCUGGGUCGUCUGAUUCUAUGAUAAGACUAUGGGAUCUAGGUCAGCAGCGAUGUCUUCAUACCUAUGCGGUGCAUACAGAUUCUGUUUGGGCGCUUGCAUGCAACCCAUCAUUUAGUCAUGUUUAUAGCGGUGGAAGAGACCAAUGUUUAUACUUGACAGACUUGGCAACAAGGGAGAGUGUUUUGCUGUGCACUAAGGAACAUCCAAUUCAACAAUUAGCGUUGCAAGAUAAUAGUAUAUGGGUUGCAACUACAGACUCCUCUGUAGAGAGAUGGCCUGCCGAAGUACAGAGUCCUAAAACGGUCUUUCAACGAGGUGGCUCCUUCUUGGCUGGGAAUUUGUCUUUUAAUAGGGCGAGGGUAUCUUUGGAAGGACUAAAUCCAGCCCCUGCAUACAAGGAGCCGUCAAUAACUGUCCCAGGAACUCACCCGAUUGUGCAACAUGAGAUUUUGAAUAAUAAAAGGCAAAUUUUAACCAAGGACGCAGCUGGCUCAGUGAAACUAUGGGAUAUAACUAGGGGUGUUGUGGUAGAGGACUAUGGAAAGAUUUCAUUUGAAGAGAAGAAAGAAGAACUGUUUGAGAUGGUAAGCAUUCCAUCGUGGUUUACUGUGGAUACACGACUUGGAUGCUUAUCUGUACAUUUGGAGACUCCACAAUGCUUCUCUGCUGAAAUGUAUUCAGCAGACCUUAAAGUUUCUGGGCGACCUGAAGAUGAUAAGAUUAAUCUAGCUCGUGAAACACUGAAAGGCCUGCUGGGUCACUGGCUGGCAAAGAAGAAACACAAACCAAAACCCCAAGUUCUUGCCUCUGGAGAUACUUUAUCUGUAAAAGAUACCAAAAAAAAUCUAAGUGCAUCAAAAACUGAAGAGAGUAGUGCUGCAAGUGAUCCGGUGUAUCCUCCAUUCGAGUUUUCUUCCGUCUCCCCUCCUUCCAUCAUAACUGAGGGUUCUCAAGGAGGACCAUGGAGGAAGAAGAUAACCGAGUUUACUGGAACUGAAGAUGAGAAGGACUUCCCAUUGUGGUGCUUGGACGCUGUCUUGAACAAUCGGCUUCCACCUAGAGAAAAUACAAAAUUAAGCUUCUUCCUGCAUCCAUGUGAAGGUUCAUCGGUGCAGGUGGUUACACUAGGGAAACUUAGUGCACCCCGGAUCUUAAGAGUUCACAAGGUUACCAAUUACGUUGUGGAAAAGAUGGUCCUUGACAAUCCGUUGGAUAGUCUAGCUAUUGAUGCAGCAAGUGUUUCAGGAGGACAACCUCAGCCACUGUUUUCAGGAAAUGGAUUGUUACAGUCUGGAUUAAAGCCUUGGCAGAAACUUAGACCUUCCAUUGAGAUCUUAUGUAAUAGCCAGGUCUUAUCUCCAGAUAUGAGUUUAGCAACUGUACGGGCAUAUGUAUGGAAGAAACCUGAGGAUCUGAUUCUCAACUACAGAGUGGCUAUAGCUAGAUAACUUUUGAGAUUGGGAUCUGUCUGCUGGUGCAUUUAAUCACAUGGAAGUCUAUAGCUUUUCAUUGCUUGUUCCUUCGAAAAGCAUAUAUCUUGGUUUACCUUGGCCUAGUGUUUACUUAGCUUCUCUUCUUUGGAGCUUGGAUUCAUGAGAAGUGGGCACCAAUAAAGGUCCAAGAUAUUUAGGUGAGAUGGUGUCGAAAGCUUUACUGAAUUUGUACAUUAGGUUUGAGCUUUGGAAAACAAAAAAACUUAGUAUCUAUUUUUGAUUGUUCGGUAUUAAUAAACAAAUAUUGUAUCUAAACUCCAUCAUCCCACUGUGGAAGCAACAUGCCGAGAAGAAAGGUCUUAGAAGCUCUCUGUGUUGU
Molecule: messenger RNA, 3025 nt
Organism: Arabidopsis thaliana (thale cress)
Lineage: Eukaryota; Viridiplantae; Streptophyta; Magnoliopsida; Brassicales; Brassicaceae
Gene: LRS1
Product: Transducin/WD40 repeat-like superfamily protein
Exons: 19
Coding region: 400-2661 (753 amino acids)
Source: RefSeq, marked reviewed